Messenger RNA from Polypterus senegalus (gray bichir), 2955 nucleotides. RefSeq names its product mucin-3A-like. Lineage: Eukaryota; Metazoa; Chordata; Cladistia; Polypteriformes; Polypteridae. The record is from RefSeq and is a predicted model, not a curated record. The transcript is spliced from 9 exons. The coding region runs from base 20 to 2866 and encodes 948 amino acids. Gene Ontology annotation, molecular function: protein binding.
UGACAUCCAAACAAAGAGGAUGGAAACCUUCAUGUGUGCUCUUGUUUUCAUUUUUUUAAAUCGUGUUUGUGGCUCAGGCAAUUUGACCAAUACUACUUCUUCAGUCUCUGAUUCACUCUCUACAUUUUCAUCAUCAGCAUUAUCUCAGACUUCAUUUUCAACCACUACAGCAGCUGCAGUCACUACAUCUUUACCUACAAGUACAAUGCCAACAGCAACAAACAUUAGUACUGUUUCAUUAGAAAACACAAGCACACUUAUUAGAAUCACAACAAAUAUCAUAUCAUCUUCAUUGUCAUUAACAAAUACCUCUGCUAUGUCAUCAAACUCAACAAGUGCUAUAACAUCUACUGAAAUUAGCCUGACUUCACCAAGUACUACAACUGCUCCUACAACAUCACAAUACAACAAUCCACCUUUACUGAACACAACAUUCUCUGCCAGUUUCUCAGCCUCUCCAAGUACAUUCCCAACAACUGAUUCAAAUAAUUCCUUUCCAUCCCCUUUUACAACAGACACUUUAAAAACUUCAACAAAUGCUACUUUAUUACCUUCAUCAUCAUCAUCCACAAAUACUUCUUGGACAACUUCUUCAAACAUGACCUUAUUCUCAUCAGACACAACACUAUCACCCUCAACAAACUCUGUAGUAAGUACAGAAGCUAUUAUUUCACCAACAACACCAGCUAGUCUUUUGACGAAUGCAACAGCAACAUCCAAAGUAAUGUCUUCACCAAAUAUAGCAUUCACUGAAGCUUCAUCAUCCUCUGCAAACAUAGUUUCUGAAAAUUCUACUAAUUAUUCGGUUUCAUCCUCAGAUAGCACUAUUAUGACAGGCACACCAAUCCCUACUAUAUCUUCAUUAAGCACAAACACUCCUAUAGCAGUUACUCCAAACUCUGCUACAUCAUCAGGCUCAGCAGUACUAUCCACAGCAAGUGCUUUAACAUUUGCUGAAAUGACCACAACUUCACCAAAUACUACAACUACUCUUACAUUAACUGAGACAUCACAGUACAACAGUUCAGCACCUGCUUUUACAUUAACUACAACAUCACAGAACAGUUCAGCACCUGCUUUUACAUUAACUACGACAUCACAGAACAGUUCAGCACCUGCUUUUACAUUAACUACGACAUCACAGAACAGUUCAGCACCUGCUUUUACAUUAACUACGACAUCACAGAACAGUUCAGCACCUGCUUUUACAUUAACUACGACAUCACAGAACAACAGUUCAGCACCUGCUUUUACAUUAACUACGACAUCACAGAACAGUUCAGCACCUGCUUUUACAUUAACUACGACAUCACAGAACAACAGUUCAGCACCUGCUUUUACAUUAACUACGACAUCACAGAACAGUUCAGAACCUGCUUUUACAUUAACUACGACAUCACAGAACAACAGUUCAGCACCUGCUUUUACAUUAACUACGACAUCACAGAACAGUUCAGCACCUGCUUUUACAUUAACUACGACAUCACAGAACAACAGUUCAGAACCUGCUUUUACAUUAACUACGACAUCACAGAACAGUUCAGCACCUGCUUUUACAUUAACUGUGACAUCACAGUACAGCAGUUCAGCUUUACUGAACACAACAUUCUCUACAGGUUCCUCAGGCUCUGCAAGUACAGUUCCAAUAAAUGAUUCAAAUAAUUCCUUUCCAUCCCCUUUUACAACAAACACUUCUAUAGCAGUUACUCUAAAUUCUGCUACAUCAUCAGGCUCAGCAGUACUAUCCACAGCAAGUGCUUUAACAUCUGCUGAAACUAGCCCUACUACAAAUACUACUGCAAAUGCUCUUUCAACAACUGCAGCAUUACAAUAUACCAGUACACCUUUACCAAAUGCAGCUUUCAAUACCAGUUCCUACUCCUUUACAAAUACAGUUCCGACAAAUAUAUCAAACAGUUUCUUUUCAUCCUCAUUCAAUACAGGUGUUUUCACAAGUGUAACAAGUGCUACUUUAUUACCAUCAUCAACAACCACAGAUACUCCUGGAACAGCUUCAAACAUGUCCUUAUUUUCAUCAGAUACAACAUUACAAUCAUCUUCAUCAGUAAUAAAUGGGUCUUUAGCAAUGUCAGCUGCUACUAGUCCUUCAUUAACUUCUCCAGGUAGUGUUGCAGCACCAGUAUCCAUAAACACCACUUUUGCAACUGUUGACAAUACUGCCUUUUCUCCAUUAAGUGCUUUUUCAGUAACACCUGCAAGUACUAUUUCUGAAACUGCAACUGUAAUAGCUACAAACACCAGUGUCUUUCCCUCAUCAUCUGCAAAUGCAACUUCAAGUUCCCAUCCUGCUACUGCAGCAAAUACUACUCUUUUGUCAUCAUCCACAAAGGGAACAUUUUUUACUGCUUUACCAAAUACAACAGCUGCUAUUCCAGUACUGCCAUCUUCCAGUAUGACUACUUAUACUUCCUCAGCAGCUAUUCUCAUUUCUUCAGCUCAACCAGGACCAUAUAUUGUUCAGAAUUUAAGUGCUGUCGUCCUUAAUGCUACUGCUGUGUUCCUUUACUGGGAUGCACCUAUUGGAAAUGCCAGUCGCUAUAAUGUUGUUCAGAGUGAUGGUGGUAAAUCAAGUUCUCAGUUUGUGCAGGAGCGUUUUCUAACAAUUAAUGGCCUGCUACCUCUUAGCACUCACACAAUACUGGUCAGUGCUAUAGCAAAAGACGGGACACAAGGAGACCCUGUGCCAAUCACUGUGACUACAAGUGGAGUGAGUCUUCAUUAUGAGAUAUCAGUUGUCAGUUUCGCUGCAUUGGAUGAGCAAGCAAGAAGCAUGAUAUUGGUGAUGAUCACCAAUAAUCUUCAAAAACUAUCUUCAUGGAAUCAGUUUACGAUAUCCUUAACAUGAUGAAGAAUCUGGUACUCUAAGUGUUCAGUUAUUCAUAAUGUCUGAAGACAAGCUACACCUCUAGGGGAAAAUAAACUGUUUUCAUCCAA